GUGUUGGGAUCCCAGCAACGCACGGCGCAUCGACGACGGCGCACGCAGCGUUUCGAUGCCAACGCACGGCCAGCGACAGCGAUCACGCGCGCGCAAGCACUCCACCGCCAUCGAUACGCACGCGGAGCAACUUUCAACAUUCUCCACACCAGUUUGUGGCCCGCUGCAUGGACCCUGGAAGGUCGCCCGCUAUUAUCGCUUUCCCUUUUGUCCCCUCCCCCUCCUCGAGGCCUCCUUCCUUCCGUCCAUCACUGACUCUCCCAUAUCCUCUGCGUCCGGCACUUCUGUUGGUCCUCUCUCUUUGACCACCUCUUUCUGCUUGGUCUCUGGCAGACCCGGAAGCUAGACCGGCAGCUCGUCUCGGCGCACUGCACACCGACCUCACCCCAUUCGUUCUUUUGGCAUACCAACUCAGUGUCCGCCCGAGACCUCAAUUACCCUCUCCGAACUUUGUACCACAAUGAGUGCCGUUAAUCACGAACUUGACCUGUCCGAACGCGACCUGCUCGGCGGCGUGGGCAAUGCACUCUCUUCAAUCAUCAACCCAAUCUUCCCAGGACAGCAGACAACGUCAGAUACGUCGACCAGCUCGACCAUCACGUUGACGUCGUCCGCGACAGCGACACAGACUGACACUUCCACUCAGUCUGCUGCUACCUCGACUGCGACCGCGACCUCGUCCUCGACGACCAGCACCGUUGCAUCGACGCAGUCGAGUAGUUCCUCCUCGUCUCCGAGCGCGAGAUCAUCAUCAUCAUCUGCGACCUCGAGCGCAACCACAUCGUCUUCAGCUGGUACCUCGUCGACGUCCGAACCACCUUCUGCAACCACCGUUGUCACCACUGGAGCAGAUGGUACGAUCACCCUGACCUCUACCUCGAGCCCGUCCUCGACGGCAUCCGCCACGCCUGCUGCCAAUGCCGCGACGUCAAGCGGCUUCCUGGCCAACAAAGGCCUCUCGGUGGGCGUCAUCACAGCGUGCUCGCUGGUGGGCUUGGUGCUCCUCAUCAUCGUAGCAACGUACACGUGUCGCCGUCGCCGUCGCAACAAGCUGCACGAGGAGGCCGUCGACUUCACGCCCUUCCCCUCGUCCGACGAGCUGAUCAGCAGCCAUAACGACGUCGAACGUGGUGGUGGCGGCGGCUUGCGCACGCGACCGAGUUCCCGCGGCAGCGCGACCGACGAGAGCGUGCCCAAGGCGUCGCCGCAGGAGAUGUACCAGACGGGGUACCACAUCAUGCCGGCGUUCCUCGCCUUCCCGUCGCAGACGUACGCGAACCCGGUGCAGGGCUACAGUGACUUUGGGACGUACCCUUCGUAUGAUACGCGCGCGGCGCCUCCAGCGAACGCCAACGGAUACCAGCCUGUUGCAGCCGGUGUGCUCGCGCCUCGACCAGGUCCCACCUAUAACAAUGGCUAUGGCGCGCCCGCCGGCACUGCUGGUGUCCCUGCAGGCGCGCCAGUGCGGAAGGCCAGCCAGCGCAAGCAGGUCCCGCCGUUGAACCUCAGCGCGACGCGCGACAACGCCAACCCGCCCGCGUACCAGGUGACGGGCAACGGGGCGUCGCCGAUGCUCGCGAACCCAUACGGCACGACGCCGAACGCGGCCGCGGCGGACCCGCCCCUCUCCGCGGUGUCGCCCCGCAUGAAGCGCGGCUCGACGUCGCUGCUGAACUCGCCCGUGGGGAUGGCGUUCUCGGACGAGAGCGCGAGUGCGGAGAGCGAGCGGGCGCCGGACAAGAGCAGGAGCAGAACGAGCAGCCACUCGAGGAUGCUCGACCCGAGCCUGCCGCAGCUGCCUGUCCUGGGGUCGCUGCCCGACGAGUUUGGCGGGCAGAGCGGCGUCGCGGUCCGGGACGAGAAGGCGGCCGUUCGACAACUCACUGUCCGGAACGAGUGA
Molecule: messenger RNA, 1900 nt
Organism: Fomitopsis serialis
Lineage: Eukaryota; Fungi; Basidiomycota; Agaricomycetes; Polyporales; Fomitopsidaceae
Exons: 6
Coding region: 461-1900 (479 amino acids)
Source: RefSeq, a predicted model, not a curated record